Messenger RNA from Choloepus didactylus (southern two-toed sloth), 1227 nucleotides. RefSeq names its product glutamic-oxaloacetic transaminase 1 like 1 (gene GOT1L1). The coding region runs from base 1 to 1227 and encodes 408 amino acids. Gene Ontology annotation, cellular component: cytosol. Gene Ontology annotation, biological process: L-aspartate biosynthetic process. Lineage: Eukaryota; Metazoa; Chordata; Mammalia; Pilosa; Megalonychidae. The transcript is spliced from 9 exons. The record is from RefSeq and is a predicted model, not a curated record. Gene Ontology annotation, molecular function: pyridoxal phosphate binding; L-aspartate:2-oxoglutarate transaminase activity.
AUGCCCACCCUUUCAGUGUUCGUGGAUGUGCCCCUGGCCCAAAAGUUAGAAGGCAGCUUCCUAAAGAGCUACAAACAAGAUGAGGACCCCAAGAAGAUGUUCCUGGCCUACAGAGUCUGCAUGACCGACGAUGGCCACCCCUGGAUCUCUCCCGUGGUGCAGAAGAUCCGACUGCAGAUUGCCCAGGAUCCGUCCCUCAACUUUGAGUACAUGCCUGUCAUGGGCAUGAAGUCAUUCAUCCAUGCCUCCUUGGAACUUCUCCUUGGAAAGUACAGUGAAGCCAUUGUGGAGAACAGGGCAGGAGGCAUGCACACUGUUGGCAGCAGUGGUGCCUUUCAGCUUGGGGCCCGCUUCCUCAGAACUUGGCAUCCGGAUGCUCAAAUAAUUUACAUCACCUCUUUGCAAAAGGAACUGCAUGGAUACAUCUUCCAGGACAUGGGGUUUAUGGUUUAUGAGUACUCCUUCUGGGACCCCAAGAAGCUGUGCAUGGACCCUGGCUUGCUCCUCAACGUGGUAGAGCAGGCCUGGCCUGGCAGUGUCCUUGUGAUCGGGAGCAUUGGAGAGUACGAUUUGACACAAAGUCAGUGGGCAAAGUUGACGUCCACCAUGAAGAGAAAGAAGAUAUUCCCAUUUUUUGACAUUCCCAGUCAAGGUUUAUCCACCGGUGACCUAGACAAGGAUACUAGAAUCUUACGAUCCUUUGUGUCUCGAGGCUUUGAGUUCUUCUGCAGUCAGUCUCUGUCCAAGAAUUUUGGCAUUUAUGAUGAAGGAGUGGGGAACCUAGUCGUGGUGGCACUCAACAACCAGCACCUGCUGUGUGUCCUCUCCCAGCUGAUGAACUUCGCCCAGACUCUGUGGCUAAACCCUCCUACCACAGGUGCCCGCAUCAUCACCUCCAUCCUCUGUAACCCUGCUAUGCUUGGAGAAUGGAAGUACAGUCUAAAAGAGGUUGUAGAGAACAUCAUGUUGAUCAAGGAAAAGGUGAAGGAGAAACUCCGGCUCCUGGCAACUCCUGGCAACUGGGAUCACAUCACUGCCCAGAGGGGGACCCAUAGCUAUCUUGGACUCAACUUCCAGCAGGUGGAAUACCUGGUCAAGAAGAAGCAUAUCUACAUCCCCAAGAACAGUCGGAUCAACUUUACCUGCAUCAAUGCCGACAACAUAGAUUAUAUCACUCAGAGCAUUAACGAGGCUGUUCUCUCCACAAAGGACUCAGAGAGUAAAUGA